This is a messenger RNA of Thalassophryne amazonica, 6837 nucleotides long. RefSeq names its product myoferlin-like. Gene Ontology annotation, cellular component: membrane. The coding region runs from base 128 to 6328 and encodes 2066 amino acids. The transcript is spliced from 55 exons. Lineage: Eukaryota; Metazoa; Chordata; Actinopteri; Batrachoidiformes; Batrachoididae. Gene Ontology annotation, biological process: membrane fusion; plasma membrane organization. The record is from RefSeq and is a predicted model, not a curated record.
CGUUUCCCCCGUUUUACUUAUUAGGGCUCUGAAGAUGACAAAAACACUCCCUGUGCCCUAGAUUUUUCACUUUUAUUAUUGAUAUAUAAUUGUUUUUUUUUUUUUUUCGUUAUUAUUUUUUGUUGCCAUGUUGCGUGUUGUGGUCGAAUCCGCCAAAGAUUUGCCUAAAAAGAAGGUUGGAAGUCCGGAUCCAAUCACAUCCGUCAUUUUUAAAGAUGAGAAGAAGAAAACCAAAUCAAUUGACAGUGAGGUGAAUCCUGUGUGGAAUGAGGUGCUUGAGUUUGAUCUCAAAGAUACGCCUCUGGACUCUAGUUCCUACAUAGACGUGAUUGUGAAAGACUACGAAACUCUUGGGAAAGAUAAAUUCCUUGGUUCAACCAAAAUCUCUUUGAGAGACCUUGCCACAGGUCAAGUGAGAUCACUGCCAUCCAAAAAUGUGGCUUUGGUCAAUGAAAAUGGACAGAAUAUUGGGGCUACAAUCAGCCUCGUUAUUGGCUAUGAUCCUCCAGCCAACGCUACACCAAACCCGAAUGACCCUCAGGCAGUGGAUGGCGGUGGUGAAGAGGUUGAGAUGCUGCCAGAUGGGGGCCAAGGUGGACCUGCAGGGGGCACCUCAUCACCGGGUCAGUCUGCUAACCUCCGUCAACAGAUGUUCAGGAAGGCACAGAGACACCCGCUACCUAACAAACCUCAGGACUUCCAGAUUCGUGUCCGAAUCAUUGAAGCUCGUCAGUUGCCUGGUAACAACAUCAAACCAGUGGUUAAAGUGAACGUGUGCGCAGAAACGCACAGGACGAGGAUCAAGAGUGGCAACAACCCGUUCUUUGACGAGAUUUUCUUCUACAAUGUCCACAUGCUGCCUUCUGACCUGUUUGACCAGAGCGUCAGCAUUCGUGUCUAUGACUCAUUUUCACUGAGGGCUGACUCUCUAAUGGGAGAAUUUAAGCUGGAUAUUGGUUACAUUUAUGAUGAGCCAGCUCACUGCGUCUUGAGGAAGUGGCUCCUGUUGAAUGACCCAGAUGACUCCACCUCUGCGGCCAAAGGCUACCUCAAAGUCAGCCUGUUUGUAGUUGGGACCGGGGACGAGCCUCCGGUGGAGAAGAGGGAGCCUAAUGACGACCAGGACGACAUAGAAAGCAACCUGCUGCUGCCGGCGGGUGUGACUCUGAGAUGGGCCACACUGUCCUUGAAGGUGUUCAGAGCAGAGGACAUCCCACAGAUGGAUGAUGCAUUUAUCCAGUCAAUAAAAGAAGUGUUUGGAGGAGACGAAAACAAGAAGAACCUGGUGGAUCCUUUCUUAGAAGCUCGCUUUGCUGGCAAAAAGCUUUGCACUCAGUUCAUUGAGAAGAACGCCAACCCGGAGUGGAACCAAGUGCUGAACCUUCAAUUCAAAUUCCCAUCCAUGUGUGAGUGUGUCAAGCUGACAGUUUUUGAUUGGGAUCGUGUGACUGGGAAUGAUGCUAUUGGCACCACGUACCUGAACCUGACCAAGAUUGCCUCAUCUGGUGGAGAAAUAGAAGAGAAACAUACGGGAAAUGGGGAAAUGCCGUCGUAUGAAGCGAACACAGGAGAGUCCGAGGUAGGUUUCCUGCCAGUGUUUGGACCCUGCUAUAUAAACCUGUAUGGGAGCCCGAGAGAGUUCACUGGACUACCAGAUCCCUAUGAGGAGCUCAACUAUGGCAAGGGUGAAGGUGUGGCAUACAGGGGCAGGGUGAUGGUUGAACUGUCCACUAAACUGGAGGGAAAGAUGGAUAAAGCGGUGCACAGCAUCUCCAAUGAUGACAUCCUGGUGGUACAGAAGUACCAGAGGAGGAGGAAGUACAGUUUGUGUGCCGUGUUUCACAGCGCCUCCAUGAUACAAGAACCUGGAGAACCAAUCCAGUUUGAGGUCAGCAUCGGUAAUUACGGCAAUAAACUGGACGCCACCUGCAAACCGUUGGCUUCUACCACUCAGUACAGCUGUGCUGUGUUUGACGGUAACCACUAUUACUACCUGCCCUGGUCGAACAUUAAGCCAGUGGUUGUGGUUACCUCGUUCUGGGAAGACAUCAGCCACCGCCUAGACUCUGCCAACAUCAUCCUCUAUAUCACUCACCGCCUGCAAUCCAACCUGGAAAGAUUUAAAAUUGCCAUUUUGGCAAAAGCCAAUAACGUCCAACUAGACGAGGUGUGGCUGAAACUGCUCGAUCAACUCGUUGAAGACCUGGAAAGUUUUCCAACACCUGAGCUGGAGGGCCGGUCCAACCUGACGAGCCUGGACAUCCAGAUCAAGAAGUUACGAGACUGCGCCUUGACCAGCAUUAUGGAAGCAGCCAGGUGCAUGAGACAGGAGGCCAGAGGUUUCAGUGACACUCUGGCUGAUAUAGAGUCCUGGUUGGACAAACUCAAACUGCUGGCUGAGGAGCCACAGAACAGCAUGCCCGACGUGAUCAUCUGGAUGCUACGUGGCGAGAAAAGGGUCGCCUACAGUCGCAUCCCCGCCCACCAAAUCCUCUACUCCACAUACAGUGAUCAGGCUUGUGGACAAAACUGUGGAAAGAUGCAGACGGUCUACUUAAAGUAUCCUAUGGACAAGGACAAGGGCUUGAAGGUGCCAGUACAAGUUCGAGUCAACAUGUGGUUGGGCCUGUCUGCACACGAGAAGAAAUUCAACUCCUUCUCUGAGGGAACGUUCAGUGUCUUUGCCGAGCUGUAUGAAAACCAGGCCAAAGUAUUUGGGAAGUGGGGCACCACUGGACUCGUGGGCCGUCACAAGUUCUCCGAUGUAACGGGCAAACUGAAGCUGAAACAAGAGUACUUCAUCCCGCCCAGAGGAUGGGAGUGGGAGCACGAUUGGUUCAUUGAUCCAGAAAAGGCUCUGCUGACGGAGGCGGAUGCAGGUCACACUAAAUUCAUGGAUGAGGUUUUCCAAAACGAGACUCGCUUCCCAGGUGGCGAGUGGAAAGCUGCUUCAGAACCCUUCACUGACGUGAAUGGCGAAAAGAACCAGAGUCCUGGACAGUUUGAGUGUCCUCCAGGUUGGGAUUGGGAGGACGAGUGGACUGUGGAUGUCAACAGAGCUGUGGACGAUCAAGGGUGGGAAUACGGAGUGACUAUUCCUCCAGAUGAUAAGCCUCGGUCCUGGGUGCCCGCGGAGAAGGUGUACCACGUCCAUCGCAGGAGGCGAGUGGUUCGACCUCGUAGGAGAGUUGCACCUGCUGGAAGAGCAGCUGCAGAGAGGCGGGACCAAGGUGACCCUGAGGGAUGGGAAUUCUCUUCUCUGAUCGGCUGGAAGUUCCAUCGCAAGGAACGCUCAUCGGACACGUUCCGACGGCGGCGCUGGAGGAGGCAGAUGGGACCUGAAGAUCUCCUUGGAUCAUCUGCCAUCUUCAAACUAGAGGGGGCGCUGGGUGUUGACACUGAGGAGAAGGAGGUGGGUUCCAAAGCAGAUGCCAACAAGCUCUUUGGUGCCAACACACCCACAGUGUUCUGCUCAUUUGACAGGUCCUACAUCUACCAUCUCCGUGUGUACAUCUAUCAGGCAAGGAAUUUGUUGUCGAUGGACAAAGACAGCUUCUCAGAUCCAUAUGUGCACGUCUCCUUCCUGCAUGUUAGCAAAACGACAGAGAAGCUCCGAGCAACGCUUAACCCAGCCUGGGACGAAACGCUGAUUUUCAACGAUCUGGAGAUUUACGGAGACCCCAAGAACAUCGCACUGCGGCCCCCUGACAUUUCGCUGGAGUUCUAUGACCACGACCAAGUGGGGAAAGAUGAGCUGCUGGGCCGCAGUGUUUGCAGCCCGCUGGUGAAGCUGAAUCGAGGCAUGGACGAGACUCCCAAAUUGCUAUGGCAUCCCAUCUUCCAGAAAGGUCGAAGGGCAGGGGAGGCGCUUGUGGCUGCUGAACUCAUCCUUAAAGAUAAGUCAAGUGAAAUGGAUCUUCCCCUGCUUCCCCCGAAGAGAGCUGAGAACCUCUACAUGGUUCCUCAGGGUAUCCGUCCUGUGGUGCACCUCACCGCUGUGGAGAUUCUGGCGUGGGGCCUGAGGAACAUGAAGUCAUACGAGCUGGCCUCUGUGUCCUCCCCCAGUCUGGUGGUGGAGUGCGGCGGACAGAGGGUCGAGUCGGCCGUUAUCAAGAACAUGAAGAAGAGUCCCAACUUCCCCAGCUCGGUCCUCUUCAUCAAAGUGCUCCUUCCGAAGGAUGAGAUGUACACGCCUCCCAUUGUGCUGAAGGUGAUUGACCACCGCCCAUUUGGCAGGAAGCCUGUUGUGGGUCAGUGUACCAUCACGUCGCUGGAGCAGUUCAGAUGUGACCCCUAUGUUAUCACUGCAGAGGGCGCUAUGACUUCCAAAAUGGCUCUGAUGGCGUUUCCCUCCAAACACGUGUCUAUUAACAUGGAUGAGUCGAGACCACUGCUAGAAACACAGUUCAUGUACAGCAUGUCGGCCGCGGUCGACAAAAUGGCUCCGCCUUCCUCCCACUUUUAUGCAGAGAAGGAAAAAGAGACUGUGGAUUGGUGGAGUAAAUUCUAUGCUUCGGUUGGAGACCAGGAGAAAUGUGGCCCAUAUCUCAAGAAAGGAUACGACACCCUUAAAGUGUAUGACUGUGAGUUGGAGUCCGUCCAAGAAUUCAGUGGGCUGACAGAUUUUUGCAGCACCUUCAAACUGCAGCGAGGCAAGAAUGGACAAGGGGAUGAUGACCCCACUGUGGUUGGAGAGUUCAAGGGUUCAUUCAAGGUGUAUCCUCUACCAGAUGACCCAGGUGUUUCCCUUCCUCCCCGUCAGUUCAGAGAGCUGCCAGAAAGGGGCCCUCAGGAGUGUCUGGUCAGGAUAUACAUUGUCCAGGGUUUAACCCUGCAGCCCAAAGACAAUAAUGGCAGAUGUGAUCCGUACAUUAAGAUAUCGCUGGGAAAGAAAACCACUGAUGACAGAGAAAAUUAUAUUCCCAACACCACCAGCCCUGUAUUUGGAAGGAUGUUUGAGAUGACCUGUUUCCUACCCCAGGACAAGGAUUUGAAAAUCUCCGUAUACGAUUUUGAUCUCCUGACCCGCGAUGAGAAGGUCGGCGAGACCGUGAUAGACCUGGAGAACCGCUUCCUGUCACGGUUUAACGCCUACUGUGGCCUGCCACAAACCUACUGCAUUUCUGGUGUGAACCAGUGGAGGGACCAAUUGAAGCCAUCUCAGAUCUUGGAGAACUUGGCUCGUCUCAAAGGCGUGUCCAAACCCAGGACGGAAGACAACGGCACCACACUCACCUUCAACGGCAAAGAAUACACGCUGGCACAGUUUGAGGACAACAUGGAAAUUCAUCAACACUUGGGUCCACCCCGAGAACGAAUCUGCCUGCACGUGCUCAGGACGCUGGGUCUUGUCCCAGAACACGUGGAGACUCGGACCCUUUACAGCACUUUCCAGCCCAACCUUUCUCAGGGAAGGCUUCAGAUGUGGGUGGAUGUUUUCCCCAAAAUCAUUGGCAUCCCUGGACCUCCAUUUGAGAUCUCACCCCGUAAACCUAAGAAGUAUUUCCUGCGAGUUGUCAUCUGGAACACCACAGAUGUGACGCUGGAUGAGAAAAGCAUCACUGGAGAAAACAUGAGUGACAUCUACGUCAAAGGUUGGAUGCCAGGUAUGGAGGAGGACAAGCAGAAGACAGAUGUCCACUACAGGUCUCUGGAUGGAGACGGCAACUUUAACUGGAGGUUUGUCUUUGGCUUUGAAUACCUGCCUGCUGAGCAACUCUGCCUCGUGUCUAAGAAGGAGCACUUUUGGAGUCUUGACAAAACGGAGUUCAGGAUUCCACCCAAGCUAAUCAUACAGAUAUGGGAUAAUGACAAGUUCUCACUAGAUGAUUACCUAGGUACGCUGGAGCUGGAUUUGCGAAACCUGGUUCCUCCUACCAAGACCCCAGAGAAAUGCUCUCUGGACACGAUGGAGCUUUUGGAAAUGGGUUCGCCACAGAAAAUGGAUCAGACCAAAUCCCUGUUUGCUCAGCAGUCGGUCAGAGGGUGGUGGCCUUGUUCCAUUGAACAGGGUGGGAAGAGGGACCUCGGUGGCAAAGUGGAGAUGACGUUGGAGAUCAUAAGUGAAGCAGAAGCAGAUGAGAGGCCUGCAGGAAAAGGCCGGGAUGAACCCAACAUGAAUCCCAAAUUGGAUCCUCCCAAUCGCCCAGAGACGUCCUUCUUCUGGUUCACCAACCCUUGUAAAACCAUGAAGUUCAUUGUGUGGAGGAGGUUCCGGUGCCUCUUCAUUGGACUGAUCAUCCUGAUCAUUGUGGUUCUCUUUGUCGCCAUCCUGUUGUACUCCUUACCGAACUACAUCUCAAUGAAGAUCGUGCAGCCACUAAAGUAGGUCUAUAACAGAGCAGCAGCAGUGAAGCCAGAGACUCAGAAUGUCUACAAGACAGCACCAAGUGGACAACUACUGCCAAACCCUCACUUUUUAGUCACCUCCUGUGUAUUUUGUGUCUAGAUGAGGCCUGCACCUUUGCACCGAACUAUGCAAACCAUAAAACUGUGAUAGAUAUCAGAACAGGAAAAUAAGAGCCUACUUAGUUAUAAUCUCGGUGACUAGAAUAAUCAAAAUCCUUUGACACUGUAAUGAGUGUAAUUAAUGUUCACUGUUCAUUCAACGUUUUGGUAAUUUGUGUUUGUGGUAAUACACUGACUAAAUUUUUAACAUGUUUUUCAAGUUGUAACUGUGGUGACUGAACUGGAUGUUACACUGUACAAGGGUUUGAUUUUCUGGUCACUAAAUGUCACCCUGUCACACAUAUUCAGCCUCCCUGGACUGAACAACCACACCAAAGGCAAUACUUAAAAAAAAAAAAAAUCAGGUUAGGAGAUUAAUGAAUACUACGG